Molecule: messenger RNA, 1569 nt
Organism: Trypanosoma theileri
Lineage: Eukaryota; Euglenozoa; Kinetoplastea; Trypanosomatida; Trypanosomatidae
Exons: 1
Coding region: 1-1569 (522 amino acids)
Molecular function (GO): metal ion binding
Source: RefSeq, a predicted model, not a curated record
AUGAGCAACGCUGUAGAUUCCCUCCUGAUCCGCCUGAAGAUACCCGGGCUGAUCCCGAAGUUCCGCGAGAAGGGUCUGGACCGCAUCGUCACCCUCCGCAAGCUCAGCGAGGAGGAACUGCGCAGCAUCGUCCCCGAUGACGAGCAGCGGCAACUCAUCCUCGGCGCCAUCAACAACCGCGGCACGCACGACAAGAAACAGACGCAGCCCUCCGGCGCCAUGAAUCCCCCACGAAACGCGGAGGACGGCGGCCGCGGCACCGGCGGGUUUCCCCGCGGCUCCUCCCGCGGCGGCGGGCGGAUGGGCGGCGGUGGCGGCCGAGGCGGACACGAGCGGGGAGGUCCCGCCGCACACGACCGCGGGGGCCCUGUCGGCGGCGGUGCCUUCCCGGUCAGGCAGCGGGCGUGCAAUCACUUCUUCGCCGGUGAUUGCAAGUACGGCGAUAGCUGCCGCUAUAGCCAUGAUCAGGCGGUGUACCAGAGGGAAACUGCGGAGGGUGUGGUGCGACGCCCGCAUGAUUCACCCGGCAACACAGAGGACUACAGCGAGGUCUGUGUAAUUCCCACACACCGUAUUAAGUUUUUGCUCGGUAAUAAGGCAGAAAGACUUAAGCAGAUCCACGAUGCAAAUAAAACACACAACAAACCAUUUAAAUACGUUGAAUCCACCGUUGAAAAGUUUGAAUUGGUGGUAUAUGGUUCGGAUCCUCAAUCUGUUCUGCAGUCAAAAAAGAUGAUUCUUGCAUGUGUUGGUGUUACGAAAGAAAAGGAACAGAAGAACCGUUUAAUGUACACCAUCAACGAACUUGGCAGCAAUCAGCAUACAGCAAAAUUAUUAGCUGCUUGUAACAUCAAAAAUGAGGGAACCAUGAGGGAAAUUUCAGAAGCAUCAUUAAGAAAUGUUAUUUCAUUUCUUCGUUUCGAGAAGCAACAAGACGUCCGUCACUUCUGGGUUAAUACCACUAACGAUCGUCACAAGUUGGAAACCAUCGCCACAAUAGUUGCUCAGUUAAAGGGCGUGCAAGCUAUUAUGUUUUGUGAUCAGAAGCGUGUAGCAGAAAUGAGCAAGGUGCCUUUGAAGAUUGCACGUUUCUUCAAUGGUGUUAAUCCUUUAUUUAUUCAUCGUGAUCUUCCAAAGGAAGAGCGUAUGAAGCAAUUACAUGAUUUCAAGGUUGGUGAAGUGAAUGAGAAUGGUAUUCGUGAACGUUUGCUCGUUACCAAUGAGGAUUAUGCAAAGUUGGCCCGUAAAACCAUCGUCCCUUAUGUUAACCUUAUCAUUAACUUUUCGAUGCCAAGAACUGAAGAGUUCUACCUACUACAAUCCCUCGUUGCGGGUCGCAAUGACACCGUGGGUGUAUCCAUUCUAUGCGUGAGCGCGUACGAUCAAAACACAUUCCGAGAAAUGCAACAAGAUAUUCCGUUUACGGCGCUGGAGGAUGAGAAUAGCUUCAGCGAAACAGCGCUGCAGUUGGUAUACGAUACGGUGGAGAAUCCACUUACCUCUGAGGAUGCGGACCCGCCAAAUGAUUGGGCGAGUAAGUUGAACCCAAAGAAGGAUGGUGACUCGUAA